Messenger RNA from Gymnodraco acuticeps, 936 nucleotides. Its product is annotated as protein PERCC1. The record is from RefSeq and is a predicted model, not a curated record. Lineage: Eukaryota; Metazoa; Chordata; Actinopteri; Perciformes; Bathydraconidae. Bases 97 to 936 code for a protein of 279 amino acids. The transcript has 3 exons.
CACACACCUUCAGAAAAGAGGAUCCCUCAACAGACCUUUCCUCUGACUUCAACUAAUAUUCACCUGAACCUCGCAGCUAAGUGUUAACAAGACAACAUGGCGGCUGGCGUCAUCAGAAACUUCCUCCUUCAGGCCCCGAUUCCAUCUUACUUUCCUCUGAUUUUCCAGCACUCUCCAUGUACGGAAGAUGAAGAUGUGGAGAUGCUGGAGGAAAAGCCAGAGUUGAGGGAAGAUGAGGAGGAAAGAGAGAUGGAGGAGGAGGAUGAAGAGGACGAAGAUGAAGAAUCUGAAGCUCAGGAGGAAGAGGAGGAAUGUUUGGAGGAGGUUUUCUUGAAUCCUGCCUACUUCUCUUUGGAUGUGACCAAGCAGCUGCUCAGGUUUGCAGAUCUCAUCAGCCGGGACGUCCAGCGGUACUUCGGUCGCUGCUCAGGUGAUCAGGAAGCUUGUGACAUCUACAGCGACUCGGUGUCCGUGAAAACCAGCGGUCGUCUGCGUUACUAUGACGACCUGCUGAAAAUUGCAAGAGCUGGAAGUCCAGAGGAGCCAGAGAACAGCUUGAAGACUUGUGCUGAGGAUCGAGGAGACAGGGUUGCUAAGGGCAGCGGUCUGGGGCCCCUGGCUGAACUGUUCAAGCACAAGGGCCCGAGUCAGGUCCGCUGCAGACCCAUGGUCCAGAGACAUCUCCCUCUCAGUUUCUGGACCGAGCCGAGCCCUUGCUGCUCUCUGGUCAGUUUCACUAACUCACCUGACCUGACGCACACAAACAGUGACACACAUUCACAGGACAACACAGAUGAUAACACACACAUGCAAUACGACCCGCUCACACACCACAACACACACACCCUCGACAGCACGCAGCUGGACUUCAGCGACCUGCUGGCCAACUGGGAUAACUGCACCCCUAUCCAGCGCCCCUAUUCAGACGAGACAUAA